AUAAAGUGGGGAUGUAAUGAGAAUAUAAAGUGUUUCGUUUUCAUGAGAAUUUCAGCAGUUUGUCUUUGUCUUCAUUCAACUACAGGUUUACUCUCUUCUCUGAAAAUGAGGCUAUCAUUCGUUCUCCUUCUUUUCUCUGCUGCAGUCAGUAGGAGUGAGGCCAUUCGAAGCCUGGUCUUCUCCAAUGAAACCAAUACCAACUACAUGGAGAUAAUCGCUGAGAAGCCGCUCCAGCUGACAGCGUUCACGCUGUGCAUGCGUGUGGCCACUGAGCUCAGCGGCGAGAGAGAAAUCAUCCUGUUUGCGUAUCGGACCAACAACUUUGAUGAGCUGAAUGUGUGGCGGGAGCUGGAUGGAAGAUUGUCCUUCUACCUGAGUGGGGAUGGAGUUCUGUUCCAAGUCCCUUACCUCGGCUUCCUGCAGACUCACCUGUGCUUCACCUGGGACUCCAGCUCAGGCGCUGCGGCUGUCUUCAUGAAUGGCAGAAAGAGUCAGACCAAAAUCUACCGGAAGGGUCACACCAUCCGUCCCGGAGGCAGAAUCAUCCUCGGCCAGGAUCCUGACAAUUUUCUGGGUAACUUUGAUGCAAAGCAGAGUUUUGUGGGGGAGAUUUUUGAUGUGAACAUGUGGGACUCGGUCCUGUCAGACUCUGCCAUCCAAGGUCUGUUUAAUUGGAGAAAGCAGGACAGAGCAAAUGUGUUUGACUGGCAGUUUGCGGAACUUAGACCGUUUGGAGCGGUGGAGGUCAUCAAUGUUGAUCCGAUCUGAUUUUUAUUAUUUCUUGAUGCAGAAAAUGUUCACAGUUUUCCUUCUUUGGGCAAAUAAAAUGUAUCCUGCAA
Poecilia latipinna (sailfin molly) is the source of this 839-nucleotide messenger RNA. Its product is annotated as pentraxin fusion protein-like. The transcript has 4 exons. Bases 43 to 768 code for a protein of 241 amino acids. NCBI's taxonomy places the organism in Eukaryota, Metazoa, Chordata, Actinopteri, Cyprinodontiformes, Poeciliidae. The record is from RefSeq and is a predicted model, not a curated record.